This is a messenger RNA of Microthlaspi erraticum, 432 nucleotides long. The record is from the annotation of a GenBank genome assembly. NCBI's taxonomy places the organism in Eukaryota, Viridiplantae, Streptophyta, Magnoliopsida, Brassicales, Brassicaceae.
AUGGCGUCAGGAAAAACAGUGAAGGAUGUCUCUCCACACGAGUUCGUCAAGGCUUACGCUGCCCAUCUCAAGCGCUCCGGCAAGAUUGAGCUGCCUCUGUGGACAGACAUCGUCAAGACUGGUAAACUUAAGGAGCUUGCUCCAUAUGACCCUGACUGGUACUACAUCAGAGCCGCUUCCAUGGCAAGGAAAGUGUACCUAAGGGGUGGUCUUGGAGUUGGAGCUUUCCGUAGGAUCUAUGGAGGAAGCAAGAGAAACGGAAGCCGUCCUCCACAUUUCUGCAAGAGCAGUGGUGGUAUUGCUCGUCACAUUCUUCAGCAGCUCCAGACCAUGAACAUUGUCGACCUUGACACUAAAGGGGGGAGGAAGAUCACCUCAAGUGGUCAGAGAGAUCUUGACCAAGUCGCAGGAAGGAUCGCAGCCGCUAUCUAA